Aphis gossypii (cotton aphid) is the source of this 2356-nucleotide messenger RNA. It is a transcript of the gene Pgm2a, whose product is annotated as phosphopentomutase. Gene Ontology annotation, molecular function: magnesium ion binding; phosphopentomutase activity. Lineage: Eukaryota; Metazoa; Arthropoda; Insecta; Hemiptera; Aphididae. The record is from RefSeq and is a predicted model, not a curated record. Gene Ontology annotation, biological process: carbohydrate metabolic process; purine ribonucleoside salvage. Bases 435 to 2117 code for a protein of 560 amino acids. The transcript is spliced from 10 exons.
UUGAAAAAUUACAAUUAUUUUGUAAUACCACUUUUAUAAAACCUUAGAUAAGUACAAAAUUCUAUAUAACACAAUACAUACAUUGAAUGCGUUUAUUAUAUUAUACGUUCAUAAUAAUCGCGAAUAGUAAAAUAAGAUAAUAAAUAAUAAUAUUUUUAAUAAACAACCAUUUUCUUUGUCUAUACAUAUUAGUAAAUUACUUAUGACCCAAUUACUGAAUUAAAAAAACAACAGUGGAAAGUUAAAAUUUACAAUUAAUAGCAUAAUAAAGUUACUUCUUGAAAACGAAAUGGAUACAACAUUCCUGCCAGAAUAUUUAGAAUUACUAGUGAAAAAUUGGCUUUCAUGGAAUCAAUUGUGAUUUUCAGUCACAACAAUAUGCUGUCGAACUAGCAGAAAUACUUGUAGAGAAAAAUGUGGAUAAAAUAAAAAAUAUGUUUGAUGGUCGCCUGUCAUUUGGAACAGCGGGCCUGAGAGGAGCGAUGAGUCCCGGUUUCAAACGGAUGAAUGAUCUAGUAGUCAUACAAUCUGCUCAAGGGCUUUUGUAUUACAUGCUUAGUGUCUUUGGGGAUUCAUUAAAAACAUCCGGUAUCAUUAUUGGAUAUGAUGGAAGAUAUAAUAGUAGAAGAUUUGCAGAAUUGACAUCACAAGUUUUCUUAAAACAUUCUGUCAAAGUAUAUCUAAUGAAUGAAGUCUGCCCAACUCCAUUUGUGGCUUUCGGAAUAAAGUUAUACAAAUGUUGUGGUGGGAUAAUGGUAACUGCGUCACAUAAUCCAAAAGAAGAUAAUGGUUAUAAAGUAUUCUGGGAAAAUGGAGCACAAAUUAUCUCUCCGAUUGACAAAAAUAUUGAAAAAAGUAUUACUGAACAUUUAGAGCCUGAAGAUGUUUGGAAUACUGAAGACAUUUAUAGUAAUAAUUUGUUAGUAAAUCCAUUAAUUGACCUGCAGAAACAUUACAACUGUUAUGUUGACAAAAUGUUGUUUCCUAAUUUGGAUAAAAAGAAUACAAAUACAGUUUUCACAUAUACCCCUAUGCAUGGUGUAGGCUAUAAUUAUAUAAAAAAUGUGUUUGAAAAUGCAAAAUUUAAUCCAGUGGUAGUUGUUGAACAACAAAAAGAUCCAAACCCAGAAUUUCCAACUGUUCCAUUCCCAAACCCAGAAGAGGGUAAAAGUGCAUUAAAAUUGGCAAUAGAAACAGCUGAAAACAACUGUAGUCGUAUUAUACUUGCUAACGAUCCUGAUGCCGACAGAUUAGCUGUAGCUGAACAUCCGAUAGGUAGCAAUGACUGGAAAAUAUUUACUGGAAACGAACUUGGAGCUUUGUUAGGGUGGUGGGUGAUACAUACAUACAAAAAAAUACACGGUAAAACAAAUCCUAAAUUGGUUGUAUUAUCAAGCACAGUAUCAUCUGCAAUACUUAAAUCCAUGGCUAAAAUUGAAGGCAUCAAAUUUGAAGAAACACUCACUGGGUUCAAGUGGAUGGGAAAUAGAGCUGAUCAGCUGUCUGCUGAAGGAUAUAACGUAAUUUAUGCCUUUGAAGAGUCUAUUGGUUACAUGUGCAGCAGUGAGGUUCUGGAUAAAGAUGGAAUAUCUGCUGCUGUUAAAAUUUCAGAACUAGCUAUAUACUUAGAAAAAGAAAAUAGAACAUUAUCUUCAGCUUUAGAAUUUAUAUACAAACAAUAUGGUUGGCAUUUAUCCGUAAACUCGUAUUUUAUAUGCAACGAUAGCUUGAUGAUAAAGAAAAUAUUUGAAUCAAUUAGACAAAAUAAUAAUCAGCCAAACAAUUAUCCAAAAUCCAUUCUCGGAGGACGAUAUUCAAUUAAAUCGGUUCGAGAUAUGACAACUGGAUAUGAUUCCAGUACUAUAGAUCAUAAACCAGUAUUGUCUGUAUCAAAAUCAUCUCAAAUGAUAACAUUUCAUUUUGAUAAUGGUUUGAUUGCUACAUUACGAACAAGUGGAACAGAACCCAAAAUAAAAUAUUAUGCUGAAUUAUGCAGUGAACCUGAAAAUUCUUCUGAUGUUAACAAAUUGAAAAGCGUCCUGGAUGAAAUGGUGGAAGGAAUAAUUGAAGAAUUUUUAAAACCACAAGAAAAUUCUCUUAUUUUUCGCAAUAACUAGUUAAAGACAAAUAGACAUUACUCAGAUUAUUUUGUAUAUUAAUUUAAAAUUUAAAAUAGAUUCAAGAUUGUUAUAAAAUUAAUUUUUAAAUUAAUACUGGAUUUGAUGGUAGUUAUUAAAUAGAAGCGAACAGUGGUCAAUAGUCAUACUUAAACAUUCCAAUGAAAAGAAUAUAAUCCAAUUAUUUCAAUUAUUUAUUGUAAAUAAACAUAUGUAUUAAAUAUUGGUAUAAAAAUGCA